Messenger RNA from Humulus lupulus (European hop), 1197 nucleotides. RefSeq lists its product as uncharacterized. Lineage: Eukaryota; Viridiplantae; Streptophyta; Magnoliopsida; Rosales; Cannabaceae. The coding region runs from base 1 to 1197 and encodes 398 amino acids. The transcript has a single exon. The record is from RefSeq and is a predicted model, not a curated record.
AUGACCCCAACGGUCUAUGGGCCCACUUCAACAGGGUAUGCUUCAGCUCCGUCAGCCCCAUUUUUUGGGUACGGAGUGGCACCCAUCGGGUACAGUGCUGCUCUCGAUGGAGCCCAACCUCCUCAAGCCGGAGGAGCUAAGGCAAGCAUAAAUCCUUCUCGAGGAAAAAGAUCGGGCAAAGGUCAGAACCAAUCCGAGCCCUCAAAAACGGGAAAAAUGGGAUACGAGCCCCAGUACAUGGAGUAUACCAACCUGUUGGACACCUGGGAAAAUAUCUACCUGGCAAUGGGCAAUGUAGUCCAUUACCGUAAGCCUGCCCCCAUUUUGAAAGGGGGAAAUAAUUCAAGGGACACCAGCAAAAGGUGCGCUUACAACAAGGACGUGGGUCAUUCGACCGAAGAAUGUCGUCAGCUGAAGGACAAAAUUGAGAACUUGAUCAAAUUGGGGCAUCUCCAUCAAUGGAUAGGGAUGCCGACAGGAGUUCUGGGACUGUCAGUAGCUCUUGAACAACCUAUGGCCCCAGGUGCACCUUGGUUGUACCAACCUCCUCAGGGAGGGUACGCUCCAAGUUCGGGAGCACAGGCCCCCCAGGCAGCCCCAAUAGUGCAAACACAUGGACCUGGAAUGUUGUAUCCUCCCGGAACCACGCCUCCACGGGUAGAUGGACAUGUGGCCACUAUAUCAGGAGGCCCGCGUCUGGGAGGACCAUCCCGGUAUGAUCACAAAAGAUACCUCAGUGAGCUCGACCAUGACCACGAGGUAUGUGCCUUGGUCCAAACCCCAACGAAGCGCUUGAAAUUGAUGAACCUGCCCAUCACAUUCAUGGAAGAGGAUGCCCGGAACGUUCAUUUCCCGAAUCAUGACCCCUUGGUAAUUGUUGCCCAAAUAGCCAACAAAAGGGUAUCCCGAUUUUUGGUGGAUGAUCGAAGCUCUGCUAAUGUACUGUUCAAGUCGACCUUCAUAGUGAUUGGCCUGACAAAGGCAGAUCUGGCUUCCUGGCCAACACAAAUCUACGGCUUCAAUGGAGAUUCAUUGAUCCCGAUGGGUAAGAUUCAACUACCCGUGACGUUGGGGAACGGGGCUCAGGCCUCUUUCAAGUAUUGUACUUUUGUAGUGGUGGACUGCCCCACUGCAUACAACGUGAUUUUUGGCCGUCCCGCCUUGGUACUAUCACCUCCAUCCGCCACCUCUGCAUGA